Molecule: messenger RNA, 1494 nt
Organism: Pygocentrus nattereri (red-bellied piranha)
Lineage: Eukaryota; Metazoa; Chordata; Actinopteri; Characiformes; Serrasalmidae
Product: claspin-like
Exons: 8
Coding region: 472-1344 (290 amino acids)
Source: RefSeq, a predicted model, not a curated record
GAUCGUUUUAUAACGCGAUUAAAGAAACUUCGUGAGCAUCACAAGAAGCAGGAGGAGAAGUAUCAGCACAUCCUCAACCAGCAGGAAAAGGAGCAGCAGAAGACUUUAGAGCUGCUGAACAAGGUAAGAGAAUCUCAGGUAAACCUUCUAAUGAACCUACUUGGGCUCCAUGUCUGAAAUAAGUAGCUGAUAUUUAGAUGAGUCGCGUGACUCGGUUAUACUGUUUAACUGUAGUGGAUGAAGUUCAGUGUUAGAGCAGAGAGUCGCUCUUUAACUCGCUUUAUUUAUUUCACAAUUUAAACACUUCAGUUCAUUAAACCGCUCAGACGCCAUACAGCACGUGCCGGUUCAGCGCGUGUCGGUUCAGCAGCUCGUGCUCGUGUAUCUAACGGCUGUUCGGCUCGUGCGCGUUCACAGUUCAGCGGUUCGGUUCGGCUCGGCUCGGCACUGCAGUCGCACACGCGUGGUAGCAUGGAGAACACAAAGCCUGUUGGCCGAGUGAGGCCAAACAAGAAGGCUGAGCAGGAAGAGAGUGACGAGUCCAUUAAUUUGUCUGAAGAGGAUCUGGUGUCAUCACAUUCGGAAUAUGAACCUGAUGGCAGCGAGUCUGACUCUGAAAGUUGUCUCUCCCUUUCAACCCAGCUGUCUUCCAGCUCGGUCCUGUCCAAGGAAGUUGAAAACGAUGGUGAAUGUCCGCCAGGCGAAAAGAAGCAAACGACAUCCUCGAGAGCUCCACCCCCUCAGGAUCAUUUGGAGACGGGUGUCGAGGGUUCUUGUGGAGAACAACAAUCAGAUGGUGAAUGUCUGCCAGGCAAAAAGAAGGAAAAGAGGUCCUCAAAGGCUUCAUCCCCGAAAGAUAAGUUAGCAACAUGUGAAGAGGAUUCUUGUGGAGAAGAAAAAUCAAACCGUGAAUGUUCGCCAGUCAAAAAGAAGCAAAAGAUGUCCUCUGGAGCGUCAUCCCAAGAAGAUCAUUUGGAGACAAGUGACAAGGAUACUUCUGCAGAACAACAAUCAGAGAACGUUCGUUCCCCUGUCCAAAAGAAGAGGCCUUCCUCCAGGACUCAAAAUGCAGACCUUGUUGAAGAUGUAGAGACAAGAAAAUCAGAUCGUAAACACACAGUCCAGCCCAGGCGACCAUGGACCGACAGAGAGAAGGAGGCAGUGUGGCGUCACCUGACAAAGUAUCGUGCCCUAAAGAAAGUUCCAGUAAAAGCGGACUGCCUUCGGUGCAUCCAAGCAGAGCUUGCUUUGAAGACAAGAACAUGGAAAGACAUCAAAAAUUUUGUUUACAAUAGUAUUACAACAGAAAAGCGAAAGGCUGCUUCUCUCAUUACAAAAACCUAGACAGUAGAUCUGUUUAAGGUACUUUGCACUUUACAGUACAGUUACAGUUCAGAUCAGUGCAGCUGCACACCACUGUUCCAGUUAACCCUGCAGCUCCACACUACAGUUCAGGUGACUGUACACUACUGUUAAUGUAGAACUACCUCUACA